Messenger RNA from Cetraspora pellucida, 387 nucleotides. The record is from the annotation of a GenBank genome assembly. NCBI's taxonomy places the organism in Eukaryota, Fungi, Glomeromycota, Glomeromycetes, Diversisporales, Gigasporaceae.
CAUCUUGCUAAUAUGCUCAUUCGUAUGUGUCAUGAGGUUGCUGUAGAUGAUCCAUCAUCUUCAUUAUUGAUCUCUCAAAGUGUAGAUUCACUUAUCAUCAUCGAUAGAUCGAUUGACCUCAUAACAACUUUAUGUACUCAAUUGACCUAUGAAGGAUUGAUAGACGAAUUAUUUGGUAUCAAAGCUUUACAUGUAGAAGUGGAUUCUUCGAUUGUGGGACCUGUGCAAGCAACUACAGUAAUGUCUACAACUACUUGCACUCCUUAUCAGUUACAACCUCCUAUUCAACCUCAGUCAAAAAAAAAAAAUGCUUUCAAUUCUGGCGAUAAAUUAUUUGCCCAAUUAAGAGAUAUAAAUUUUGCAAUAGUAAAAGGUGUUCUUAACAGA